AUGGUCGAUGACGACGAUAUUAAUGCUUCUAUAGCUCAUAUUGUACUAUGCUGUGUAGCGGGACAGGGUUUGGGACGAGUGUACGCAAAAAGCUAUUCGCAUCCUGGCAUGCAUGCAAAUUAUUUUAUACAUGGACUUAUUGGAUUUUUGCAUUACCAAAGUGGAAGAUUCAAUAAUGAUUUUAAAAGUCCCUACACUAUAAGUUAUCGAGCAACUCGCUAUUUGGCUUUACCAUGUUUAAAUGCGGACCUUUACCGUGGAGAUUCUACCUUGAGCACCGUCCAUCUUGUUUCCGGUUUAAUUCCUUUCGCAAUGGCGUUGGCGGGAAAUGAUAAUCCACAUUUAGGAAAUAUAGUUAUCGCUUGUAAUAUUGUGUCUCUGUGUGUUUAUUCUCAUCAGAAUGACAGAAUUUGGGGCUGGUAUACCGCUGGAGCAGCCGUCGGUGCUUAUUUUCUUACAAUACAAUACAACAAAAAAAUCACUUAUCCACUUUUCUUAGCUCUCGUGGAUUAUUGUGCGUAUAAAGUUUUUCAUAUACAUUUUGGG
This is a messenger RNA of Brenthis ino (lesser marbled fritillary), 546 nucleotides long. NCBI's taxonomy places the organism in Eukaryota, Metazoa, Arthropoda, Insecta, Lepidoptera, Nymphalidae. The record is from the annotation of a GenBank genome assembly.